Molecule: messenger RNA, 1057 nt
Organism: Perca fluviatilis (European perch)
Lineage: Eukaryota; Metazoa; Chordata; Actinopteri; Perciformes; Percidae
Product: dromaiocalcin-1-like
Exons: 3
Coding region: 304-717 (137 amino acids)
Source: RefSeq, a predicted model, not a curated record
UACUUUUUCUUUUGUAUCGAGUACACAAUCUAUACCACAAACAAAUACACAUUUAUACCACAGUCAAAGUCAUGGUCUGAUGCCCAGCAGUAUUGCCAGAGUAAGAAAUACCGAGAUCUGGCAACUUUCCUAUACAAUAACGACCUAUACUCAACUGUCCAUGAGCAGGACUUUCCAGUCUGGACUGGACUGCACAGAGAAGGGGGAACAUGGAGGUGGAGCACAGGUCUGUCACAGUACAGAAAUUGGGCACCGAGUGAGCCAGGGAACGGCGACUGUGUUUCCAUCUCCUCGAAGAGCAAAAUGAUGGCUACCCAAAACUGCUCUGCUCGAUUUCCCUUCCUCUGCUAUGUGGACAACCUGGUCCUGGUAAAGGAGAACAAGACAUGGGAGGAGGCGCUGGAGCACUGCCGAGCCCUCAGUUCAACCUCCCAACCCACCCUUCGCUACGAGCUGGUCAGCGUGCAGCCUGGAGAAGACCAAGACUACGUGAUGAACAGGGUCAUGGAGGCCGACACUGAGGAGGUGUGGGCAGGCCUCCGUUUCCUGGCCGGUGAAUGGCUGUGGGUGAACGGGGCGAGUAUGUUGUACUCUGACCUGCCCCUCUGCCCCACUGUGGUGCAGCACUGUGGAGCCUUGUCCAAGAACAACACAGGGAGCGUGGAGACCAAAGACUGUUCUGAGAAAAGGAACUUCCUGUGUUAUAGCACAUACUGACAUCACCCCUAUUAUCUGCAUCAGGGUGGUCACUAGCAGAAGUUUAUUUCAUUAGAUGGCUGUAGAUAUAUACAACUGUGUAUGUUUUUAACACAUUAAGGGAAUAUGUAUCAUACUAAGGAAUAACUUUGCAAACGUUUGAUCACACUUUAUAAUGAACUUUCUUACAGUAGACUUUGACUCAACUCUUUUUAACAAGCGGGUCUCUUAUAGACUUAGUCAGGUAUCAGCUUAUUAGAAGUUAGUAAUUUAAACCAACUGAUAAAAAAACUGAUUUAAAGUUGACUCUGAUAUGAUGUCAAGUCGACGCCGACUAGUAGCUGAUGAAGUCAUUGACAUU